Melanotaenia boesemani (Boeseman's rainbowfish) is the source of this 4333-nucleotide messenger RNA. RefSeq names its product Tax1 (human T-cell leukemia virus type I) binding protein 1a (gene tax1bp1a). The transcript is spliced from 17 exons. NCBI's taxonomy places the organism in Eukaryota, Metazoa, Chordata, Actinopteri, Atheriniformes, Melanotaeniidae. The record is from RefSeq and is a predicted model, not a curated record. The coding region runs from base 198 to 3077 and encodes 959 amino acids.
GCCCUCUCAGCAUCACUGGUACUGCUCAGCAUCCCGGAAGUUCAGCAUCAUCUCUUUCAGGAAGAGACGCAUUACCUUCAGGGCUUUGACAACAGCGGGUGGAGUGGCAUAAAUAUCGACCCACCCGGCAGAAAUUCAUCCUUCUUUGCAAGUGACAAUUACUUGAAAAGGACGAAUGAAGUGACCAACGGGGUACAAUGUCAUCAUUCCAGGUGGUGGAUUCAUCGCCUGGCAGCAGCGUCAGCAUCAUGGAAACAUCCAACUUUGCUCAUGUCAUCUUCCAGAAUGUUGGAAAGAGUUUCCUACCCCAGGCACCAUUGGAGUGUCGUUACACCCUGACCCCUUACAUUACUCCCCACCCCAAAGACUGGGUGGGCAUUUUCAAGGUGGGUUGGAGCACGGCAAGGGAUUACUACACCUUCCUUUGGUCUCCAAUGCCUGAAAACUAUGAACCAGGAAGUACUGUGCAUAGGACUGUGGUGUUUCAAGGUUAUUAUGUUCCUAAAUCUGAUGGGGAGUUUUACCAGUUUUGUUAUGUCACGCAUGCUGGUGAUAUCAGAGGAGCCAGCACGCCCUUCCAGUUCAGACCAGCCACACCCACUGAAGAGCUUCUGACAGUUACCGAGGAUGACAGCAACUCAGACAUACUGGUCGUCACCACCAAGACUGGCCUGCUAGAGCGGGUGGAGGAGGCACAACAGGAACGUAGGGAGCUGCUGAAGGCCAUGCGUCUCCUGCAGGAGGAGAAACAACAGCUGCAGGAGGAGCAGAAACGACUGGCCAGGGAAAGGGAGCAGGAGAGGGAGACAUGUUGCCUACUGCGGACACAUAACCAGGAGCUGCUGCGCUCAUCUCAAGGCCUGUCAGAAGAAAGGGAGGAGGUUCGGAGGAGGCUGACAGAGGCUACGGACCGGGUUCGCCAGCUGGAGGAAGACCUGCUGGGAGUCACCCAGAGAGGCCUGCAAAAGGAGACGGAGCUGGAUUGUCUUCGUGACCGUUUAAAGAAGCUGACAGCAGAACGAGACAGUCUGGAGAACCAGCUGAAGAAUGAAAAGGAUGAGAGAGAUCUUUAUAAGGCCCACCUACGCAGCACAGAACUGGAGAACACCAAGCUGAGUGCAGAGCUUCAGAUGCUAAAAGCGGUGGAGCUCAACAGGGAGGUGACCAUCGCUCAGUUUCAGGAGGAGCUAGAGAGGCUCAGGGUCUGCGUGGCCCAGCGAGACAGCCUGGAGAAAGAGCUGCUGGCACACAAAUCCGAUAAGGCAGAGUUGGCCCGUGUACAUGAGCAGCUCCGUCAAGCUGAGGAGCAGCUUCAAGCAUCCCGGCAGCAGGCUUCCCUACUCGCCUCGGAGCUCCGUGACUCUGCCAGCGCCCGUGACCACACUAUGACAGAGCUGUACCGUGCCCGUGUAGAGGCGGACAAGCUACGUGCCAGUUUGGCCGAUGCUCAGGCUGAGUGCCAACGCAUGGAGAAUCAGCUGGACCGCAUGAGGAGCACUGCCCAGAAGGAGGUGGGAGUUGGGACCAGCGGGGACGUGACGCUGAGCAUCGUGGUGGUGUCAGAGGCCGAGGCAGAGCUGCAGAGGGAAGUGGAGGAGCUGAAACUGCGCCUCCACAUGGCUGCUGAGCACUAUAAAGAGAAAUACCGUGAGUGUCAGCGCCUCCGCAGACAGGUGGCCAAGCUCAAUGCAUCAGAGUCCCAGGGGGAGUCAAAGAGAAAUGUGUCCACUGAGACAACACAGGAGCCACUUACCCCAAGUCCAGAGUCACCUACAGAAGAAAAUAUUGCUAUUACGGCUCUACAAGAAGCUGUAGCGAUGACAAUCACCCCAGAACUCAGUAACAAGGGACCUACAUGUGCCGACACACACAUCAGCACAGAGAUGGAGGAAAAGGCAGGCGUGAAAAAACUGAAGGAGAAAGCUGCAAUGGAAGCUGAGAAGGAAGUGAAGCAAGCUGAAAGGGAAAAAGAAGUCAAAGGGAAUGAAAAGGAGGAGAAGGAGAGCCUGGUGGAGGAGAGCUUGAGGAUGAUGAGCUGGGUGGAGGUGGCCAACGAGAGGCCGAGCUCUGAGAAGACCAGCGAAGCAGAAGCCAUGCUGAAGGCAGAGCAAGGGAGGGACAGUGCGGAAGAGCAGGUGCUGCUGGAGAUGGAGGUGGAGGGGAGAAGCACAGAGGAGGCAGAGAAGGAGCAAACGCGCUCGGUGGAGGCAGAGCUGGCAAUGAUGGAGGAGAAGUGGAGGGAGCAGUGUGCAAUCAACGAGACACUCAAACAGCGGCUGGCCGAUGAAGAGGAGCGAUUUAGAGUACAGAUGGCAGAGCGAGCCAGCGAAGUGACUGAACUCAAACGCAGCCUCGCUCAGGCUCUUAAAGAAAAAGAACAGCUACAGGAGGAGCUGCAGCGUUUUGUGUCCAGGCAGAGGGAGAAGGAGGCUGCUUCUCAGGGCGCUGAGGUUAGGCAGCCAAUGGUACUGCAAUACCCUCUCCCUUACCCCCAGGACCCCUCCCCUCCACCACUGGUGCCGCAGAGGCCCGCUGAGCUACAGUACGGCAAUCCCUACUCCACCGAUAUCUCAAGAGAUCGGGUGGAUGUUGCACUGUCUCCUGAACACAUGCUGCGUCCCCCACCUGAAGCUCCUCCCUGCCCCCCUCCUUGCGCACCCCCAGUCACACCCCCCAGCCCUGGUCCUGGAGUGCCAGGCUGGGACAGAAAGGUGGUUUGCAUCCAACCAUCGCGCAGCACAAGUCCCCCUGAGAACAUCGAGCAUUCACCAGAGGAGGCGCAAAAGGUAGGUGAUGGAGCUCAGCCGUCAUGUGAUCAUCAGUCCAACAGACGCAGUGAAGCAAGGAGCAGCUUCUGCUUUGACUCCAGUGACGUUCACAAGCGCUGCCCACUAUGCGAGGUGAUCUUCCCACCACACUUUGAGCAGCGCAGCUUUGAGCAGCACGUGGAAAGCCACUGGAAGGUGUGCCCAGUCUGCUCCGAGCAGUUCCCCCUCAACUGUCAGCAGCAGCUCUUUGAGAGACACGUCCUCACGCACUUCGACGGCCACGUGCUCAACUUUGACCAGAUUGAAUGAAGGACGCGAAGGAGGAAGCUCGAAUUCUGACAUACAGUGUGUGUACGUGUGUGUUGUCAGCUAUUAGUUCAUUUUGAUUGCGGGUUGGUUAAGUUGUCUUGUUAAAAAAAAAAAACUAAAUCAGCACUUUUUUGCAAUCUUAUAAAGGUUUUAAAGAAUGUAGUUGACUUCUAAAAGGAAGAAGAGUAUACUGUGGCUAAUUAGGGUAGCUGUUACUUUAAUACGAAUUUUGGGAGUAGUGCCAUGAUCCUUUAUUUUUUAUUUAUUUAUUUUUUUAUUAGUUUUACGCCCAUCUUUUAAGCAUCUUUUUAAGUGCAUGCUUAUGAUCUUUAAUAAAAUUCCCAUCCACUAAUUUCUUGCCUAUUUUGUAGGGCGUUGUAGAGGUUUGAGUUGUGGCUUUAAGGAGAGAGGGGGAAAAAAAAGUAGUUUUAUAAUACUUCUUUAAAUUAAACUGAACAUACAUACAUAUGUAACAAAACAACCAAGAGAGUGUGUCAUCUUUUAGUUACCCACAGAAAUGAAACAGAAGUACAAAUGCAGAGUGAACCGGAGUGUUUCUACUUUAAAGUCACUUGAAUGUGUACAUAUGAGAUAUCUUCCUGUUCUGCUGUAUGUAUGAGCGUUUUGCAAAGAUGUCAGAUGGUCUUAACAAAAACAGCACUACGUUUUCAUGUAUCUGCACUAAAUAAGGCUUUACCCUGAAUGUAUUGUACAUAAUUGAAAUGAAGUAUAAGUUUUGGAGAGACCUGUGAAUUGCUGUUGUCAACCUGUCCUCUCAUCAUUGCCUCAUGUUUAAAUUAUGAAAAACAAAUGGGCCAAUGAUGUUUCACUUCCCUUUGUGCACUUUGUUCUCUUGGAUCGGUCAUUAGCAACGGGACUGAAAGGUCAUGUAUCGUGUUUUAGACAAAAAUACGCUGCAGGAUGCUGCAUUAUUGACACUUUAUUUAUGGUUUUUAGUUUUUUAUUUGGAACUGUGAAGUUGCUGCUUUAUGUACAUGUUGGUCCUCAUGACUGAAUGUCAUUUAAGUGUAUUUUCACAGGGCUUCAUACCACUGCUUGUCUAAUUUUCCAUCAUUUCAACUCAUUUCCCUGACAGUGUUGUAUUCAGGCUUUAAAAACUGCACAUGCGCAGAAAUCUCAAGGCAAAUCAGUGUGUCAUGUGUCUGACUCCACCCUUUUAAUGUGAGAAUGUCAAGAAGGUGGUCUACGUGUGGACUGCAAAGAUCUUUAUGAAUAAAUUAAGCUUGUCUAAAUGA